This is a messenger RNA of Arabidopsis thaliana (thale cress), 2376 nucleotides long. RefSeq names its product Galactose mutarotase-like superfamily protein. The record is from RefSeq and is marked reviewed. Gene Ontology annotation, molecular function: isomerase activity; glucose-6-phosphate 1-epimerase activity; carbohydrate binding. Lineage: Eukaryota; Viridiplantae; Streptophyta; Magnoliopsida; Brassicales; Brassicaceae. Bases 1255 to 2070 code for a protein of 271 amino acids. The transcript is spliced from 6 exons. Gene Ontology annotation, biological process: carbohydrate metabolic process.
UUUAGGUUUAGUAGUUCCAAACGCAAGUUUUAUUAUGGGAUUAUUUCAUGGCGUUAUAGAGUUUGGUGACUUUGGUCUUUAAUAUUAACCUAAUGAAUUUCAGAAAAUAUUUAUCUAACAACUUGAUAGAUUACGGAGUGAGGAAUUAAUCAAGUAAACAAUUACAUAUUAAAAUACCAUUUGCAGUCUUUUAUUAAAACCUGUUGAAUCUUUAGCAACUUUUCUACAUAUUGCCCAAUUUUUCUGACUUGUGUCUUUUUAAAUAUCUCUUCCGUGUCAAAAAUAGUUUGUGUGUUCUUGAUUAUACGUAAAUUCAUCUGGGCAUCUCUUAAUUUUUUCUAAUCGUUAACCUUAAUUACAACCUCACGAUCUGUCUUAAUCGUGUCUUAAUCGUGUUUUUACUUUAUCCUCUUUUUAUUGCAACAUUAGAGAGUUUUGUGUGUUGCAGCUUUAUCGGUGUGUAAGAAAAAGACUUAUAAGCAAGCAGUUGAAGUGGUGGUUGAGGUUUCGGUUUCAUUUCCACGAGAUCUCUUUGGCUUUCUUGUUGAGAUCUUUCCACAAGAAAGUUUAGUUGUUUUCUUCUUCCUGUGAUUUCUUCGCCUAAUUUUUUCUGGAUUUAAAAACACGAGAAGUCAAGGUGAAAUAUUAUCGAAGUCUCUGAAUCUGUUUUUGAAUGGAACCAUCAUCUGGAACCGGUCCUGAGAAGAGACCAACCGUUGACUUGGUCAAGGAUAGAAAUGGAACGGAUCAGAUUCUUCUUCAGAAUCCUAGAGGCGCCUCUGUAAAGGUUAUAGCUUUUGUAUUUAUUCUUGUUUCAUUUUGGUUCUCCUAUGUUAUUGGUUGUGUUUACGAAAGUAGAAUCAUUCUUCGAUGCAAGAUUCAGGAUUAUAGGAUAAGAUGUUGACUUUUAAGAUAUGCCCACUAACUGUUCGAUGUUAUGCCUCUUCCAAACUCUUGAUACAUUUAAAUUGGUCCAAAAGGUCUUAUUUUGGGGGAAAAUUGUGUAUUUGGUUCUUAGUAUCAGAGUGUUUAUAAGCGUGUUUGAUUGCUCUGUUUCUACUGGUUAUUUGGGUUCUGAUUCUUGAAAGUUGAAGGCCUAGUUCGUAGUUGUGGCUUUAAACUCUCUUAACAAGACAAAUCUGAUAGCUUUAGAUAUAGUUUUGAUGUUGUUGGCCAUGGAAACUUUGGCUUUUAUGAUUCAUGGACCACAUUCAUAAGCAUUUCCAUUUCGCUUAUUGAACUGACGGUUUGUUUAUGAUUCAGAUUAGUUUACAUGGAGGACAAGUUCUUUCAUGGAAGACUGACAAGGGUGAUGAAUUGUUAUUCAACAGCACCAAGGCCAACUUGAAGCCUCCCCAUCCGGUACGAGGAGGAAUCCCUAUAUGCUUUCCUCAGUUUGGAACUCGGGGAUCACUUGAGCAACACGGGUUUGCAAGAAACAAGAUGUGGCUUGUAGAAAACAAUCCACCUGCUUUACCUUCAUUUGACUCAACUGGAAAAGCCUAUGUUGAUUUGGUGCUUAAGUCAUCUGAUGAAGAUACGAUGAGGAUCUGGCCUUACAGCUUUGAGUUUCAUCUGAGAGUCUCAUUGGCAUUAGAUGGGAACCUAACACUGAUAUCACGAGUCAGAAACAUCAAUUCAAAGCCUUUUAGCUUUUCCAUUGCUUACCACACUUACUUCUCCAUUUCCGAUAUUAGUGAAGUUAGACUUGAAGGGCUGGAAACUCUUGACUAUCUUGAUAAUAUGCAUGAUAGAGAGCGGUUCACAGAGCAAGGCGAUGCAUUAACCUUUGAAUCAGAGAUCGAUAGAGUGUACCUAAAUUCUAAAGACGUGGUUGCCAUUUUCGACCAUGAGAGAAAACGCACAUUCCUCAUCAAGAAAGAAGGUCUACCUGAUGUCGUGGUAUGGAAUCCAUGGGAGAAGAAAGCGAGAGCAUUGACGGAUUUGGGAGAUGAUGAGUAUAGACACAUGUUGUGUGUGGAUGGAGCAGCCAUUGAGAAACCCAUCACCUUGAAACCGGGUGAAGAAUGGACCGGGAAAUUACAUCUCUCGCUUGUUCUUUCCACCUAAAACCCGGUACCGGUUAUCACAAACUCUGUGUCUUUCAUUAUCUUGUCUUGUGGGCUAUUUUUUUUGUUUUAGUCUAUAGAACAUCACAGUGUGUGUGAUUCGUCGGUAUCAAAAAUCCGAAAUAUUAAAAGGAAACCUGAGAUUUGAAAAGGUCACCCAUUUUUAGGAAGUGACUAGAUCUCCUGGUUUUGUGCGAGAUUUAACUUGUGUAUGAAGACAAUGUUAUAUACUAUAUUGAAGUUUGUACUUAUUUGAUGAAAUCUUCAAUAAUACUAGAUUUUAACCCGCGGUAUAUCGCGGGGACAA